AUGACAGAUUCCACUAACAUAUUGAAUAUUGAUUCAAGAGAAUCUAGUCAAGAUGAACAACUUGAAGAUUACUAUACUACUGAACAAAUAAAACAAGCUAAUGCGAGUGUUAAUCAAGAUUAUUCUAAACAUUAUGUUCGUAUAACAAUAAAAAUUCCACAAAUGAGAACUGGUCUUAAUUGGCGUAGUUUUACUCGUGAAGCAAAAAAUGGUUUGACAACUAAAGCAACAUAUCAUGGAACUCGAGUUUAUUUUGAAUUUAUUAUUGAUCAAGAUAAACCAACAGAAACAAAAUAUGAAUACACAUCACGUGAGCCACUUCGUGGUCCAAUUGAAUAUAAAAAAA
This is a messenger RNA of Adineta steineri, 346 nucleotides long. Lineage: Eukaryota; Metazoa; Rotifera; Eurotatoria; Adinetida; Adinetidae. The record is from the annotation of a GenBank genome assembly.